Pieris macdunnoughi is the source of this 621-nucleotide messenger RNA. Lineage: Eukaryota; Metazoa; Arthropoda; Insecta; Lepidoptera; Pieridae. The record is from the annotation of a GenBank genome assembly.
AUGAACUACCUAGCGGUGAAUACUCAUAAUUCGAAGUUAAAAUCUGUAAUGGCCGACUCGAAAACAUUGUUCAGAGUCCCGUCAUACAAUGGCGACCCUAUCAAAUUGUAUUAUUAUCUUAACUGUGCGAAACAAUGGUUGGAUUCUGUAGGAGAGACACAAGAAAAUGUCAUGCUACUAUUAGGUAAAUUAGAGGGAAAAGCGGCGAUCUACGUAAGCAUGACAGAUCAUGGCUUUAAAUGGGAGCAUAUUGAAGAAAUUUUAAAACAGGAGUGUAAUAAGGAAGAUAACACGUUAAUAAUAGAGAUACUAAAUCUUAAAAGACACGGAUCAUUCCAAGAUUUAAUUCGAGAUUUGAAACAAAAACUCUUUUUUAUUAAGAGUAAGUUAUGGUACAUACACAGAGAUCCAAUUUUAGUUGAUGCCGUAAUGGUUCCUUAUAUGAACGUGGCGCAAAUCACCUUAAGGAAUAGUUUGCCGUAUCGUGACCAGAUAUAUGUGAGUUUUAACAGUUUUGCGGAAACUGCAUCUAAAAUAUUGCAGUUAGAGGCACAAGGUAGAUUUGAUAUAAAGUCUUCACAGGCUUUAGGGUCGAAUUCGAACCCAUAUCUGUCUAAUUAG